Molecule: messenger RNA, 831 nt
Organism: Didymodactylos carnosus
Lineage: Eukaryota; Metazoa; Rotifera; Eurotatoria; Philodinida; Philodinidae
Source: the annotation of a GenBank genome assembly
AUGUCUGAGAGUUCUAAAACAUCAAUUGAAAACAGUACAUCAGAUUUAUCCCAUCAGAAUCAUCUUCCUCGACCAAACAAUCAACAAAAAGAUGCUGAUAAUCCACCAUUUAGUCGUUUAUUUUUACUGGUACCACGAACAAUGAACGAAUCAGAAUUAAACGAUGUAUUUAAAAAAUUUGGUGUCAUUGAAGAUGUUUGGUUGGUUAGAGAUAGAAGAAAUAGAGAAGGAAAAGGUAUAGCCUACAUAAAAUAUGAAUUAGCAUCAGAAGCAGCUCGUGCACAAGAAGAAAUGAAUGGAAAAAUAAUUGGUUCACAUUCUCGACCGUUGAAAGUAAUCAUAUCGAGUUCUCGACGUGAAGGAAGCGUCCGUGAUCCCGAUGAACAUGAAAAAAUGUUAAGAUUAUUUGUGUUAGUGCCAAAGAAUUAUUCAAAAGAAGAUCUACGAAAAGCAUUCGAAAAAUUUGGAACAAUUAAUAAUGUUAAAGUUGUCACAGAUAAAUUGACGGGUGAAAAUAAAGGAUUUGGUUAUAUAACUUUUACCAAAGCAUCGGAAGCAGCCCGAGCACUCGAACAGUGUGAUCCAGCAUUCAAACCAAAGUUCGCUGAACCAUUAACAUCGAAACGUCAUCGUGAUCGUGAAGAACGUGAAGAACCAAAUUCUCCAUCAUCGUCAUUAAUAUUUACAACAAAUCCUUCUUCUCCUUCAAAUUCUACAUCAUCUCGUCAUACUCAACAUUCAUCUCCACCCGUAGUCAUCGCCGAACAACGAGAUCACCGCUCAAAUAAUUUAUUACAAAAACAAACAUUUAUAAAUGAAUCAACAAGUUAG